Messenger RNA from Athene cunicularia (burrowing owl), 4654 nucleotides. It is a transcript of the gene DNAJC28, whose product is annotated as DnaJ heat shock protein family (Hsp40) member C28. The transcript has a single exon. The coding region runs from base 1535 to 2653 and encodes 372 amino acids. The record is from RefSeq and is a predicted model, not a curated record. NCBI's taxonomy places the organism in Eukaryota, Metazoa, Chordata, Aves, Strigiformes, Strigidae.
GCCCUCCAGUGCCUCCGCCCACCUCGGCCUUGCCGGGGCUCGGUCGUGUUCCCCCUGCGCCAGGCCCUACCGGGGAGAGCUGGAUUCGAAAGGCUGGGGAAUAAAAAUCCCGCCCAGCUGGCACUCUGGUGCCAUGGGGCGAGUGCUAUACAUGCAGUUUGACACACUUUUUAAAGCAUAAAUACAUUAAAGUCGAGGCUACUUCUGAUCAGCACAUUGAAUUUCAAGAGUGUAUGCAUUGAUUUUUCCAUCUAAGUAGUAGUUAUGUGGAUUUUUAUGGCCAUGUGGAACUAAAUUACUGUCUUUGCCAGCUACCUAGAAGGAAAGAAACCACUUAUCUAUAUCAUAAAUAGAAAAUUCCAACAUACUCCAUUAUAAUAACCAGAAGCUGAUGACUUAAUACGUUACCUGGAUCAAAAUCAACUUGGCAACAUUCAGGACUGAUCUAGUCUUUCAUCCAGUCCCAAGUACAGCUCCUUUCCAUCCUCUUUUCAGAUGGGUUAGGGUGGAAGGGCAGUUUGUUAUAUGCAGAACACAGACACUUACUCCUUAAACUUAACCUUGAUUUAAUGUGGGUUUUUGUUUGGAAUGGACAUCAGCAAAGGAUAUGUUGUAGUCAUUGGUGAAUCUGCGAAAUGAGGCUCUUUAGCACCAUAUGUGCAGCAUCUGCUUUAGGAUUUUUGUUAAUAGAAGUUAGCUGAUGUGUAAAUUGUGCGUGCAGUUUGUAUGAUACUUUUCUACUUCUGAUUUUACAUGAGGUCUGACUUAUAUUGUCAUUUGCUAAAGGUUUUUCUUUUGCCAUUUCCCAAAAUAAUUCAGAAGCACUGGUAUUCCUGACAGAAAGAGAUACUGUCUGCUACUGUUACAGAGAUUGAGUUCCACAAAUGAGUUCCACAUUUAUAAUCUUACCUGCGACAAACAGAGGAGACUGGGCACUAGGCUGAGAGUCCUGCUGGGAUACAAAAAUUAAUCUAAAUGAAUCUAUAAUCUGAAGGCUACUUAAGAUGUUGCUGUAAAAUGCCAAAAGGGUACUGUAAUGAAAUCCUUUGAGAAUGCACCAGGUCUUGAGGCAUUGAUGUAUGUGAAUAGAAAAUUCAGUUGUUGGCUGGGGGAGAUUUGUUCCAGCGGAGUUACCACUCAGCAUAAAGCAUAUUUCCUGUUUACAUUGCACUGACUGCAGAAAUGCAGUAAAGUUUUGGCCUUUUGGGAAUUCUGCAGAGCAAAUCAAACCCGUGCUACUGUUGUUAUACUAGGAGAAAACUAUAUUGUGGAUUAAUGUUCAUUGACAUUGUAAUACUACCACUUCAAUAGUAGUAAAAAAUGCAGAUUUCAAUAUUAGCCUGUAAAAGAUAAGAACACUGCAUACUGUUCUGAAAUUUUGUUUGAAUUUCUUUAAAUAACAAGUUAAAGGUAAUACUUAAAUCAUGUAAGUUAUUUUAAAAAGCGUAUUUAACACAAGUUUUACAAAAAUGUGUUUAUAGGUCAUUAUUUGUAAUGUAGCUGCAUCUGAAGAAAUAGAAAGCGGCUUUGUGUCAUGCUGACUAACAACAUAGGGCAUCAUUUAAUGGUACAUCAAGCAAUGAUUCCAAGAAACCUGAAGCUGUUUCCCUGCAUUUGUGGCAACAGAAUGUUGUCAGGUUACAAACCUAAAAGCAGUGUCAAGGACUCUUACAAAAUUCUUGAGCUUGAGGAAGGAUGUUCCCUUGAUGAUAUCAGAAACUCAUAUCGAAGUCUUGCCAAAAAAUACCACCCAGACAGCGGUUCUGCCACAGCUGAUUCUGAAGCAUUUAUGAAAGUAGAAGCAGCGUACAGAGUCGUGCUCAGUGAUGUGGAGACCAAAAAGAAAUCAAAUGAGAAUAAUGAAGAGGAGGAAGAUCAGUUCAAAUCAAAAGCACCACAGCAUAGACACUACUUGAGUUUUGAAGGCGUUGGCUUUGGAACACCAAGCCAAAGAGAAAAGCAAUACAUGCAGUUUCGAGUAGACCGUGCUACUGAACAAGUGUUGGAGUACCGGAAGCAGAGGCUUGAAAACCAGUGUGCUGGGGCUGACCUAAUGAAAGCCAAAGACGUGAGGCAGAGCAAAAAGGUGAAAAUAACUCAGGCAGUUGAACGGUUGGUUGAGGACCUCAUCCAGGAAUCGAUGGCGAAAGGAGACUUUGACAACCUCAGCGGCAAAGGAAAACCUUUGCAGAAAUUUUCAGACUGUCCACAUAUCGACCCAAUGACUCACAACUUGAACAGGAUUCUGAUAGACAAUGGAUACCAGCCAGAGUGGAUCCUGAUGCAGAAAGAAAUACGGGAAACUAUUGAGCGGUUAAGGAGGGGUAUAGUGGCAUCUAGAAGUAAGCUUGGAAGGCCAAUGACACCAUAUAGGCAAAAGGAGUGGAAUCAUAUUUGUGAGCAAUUUAUAGAAGAUAUCAGGAAAUUAAACAAAAGAAUUGACAACUUCAAUUUAGUUGUUCCUAUUCUGAGCAGACAAAUGGUGCACUUCAGUGCAGACAAAGAAAUUGCUCGAGCACAAAAGACUUACGAAGCUUUGAUGGAAAACAGAGAGGCUUCUAAUUCAGACACAAAGGAAAAUGAAGAGGAAAAUGUUAAAAGGUUUGGGUGGAAGUCUUCUCUAGCUAAGUGGUUAAACCUUACACUGAAAUAAGAUAAUACUACUUCAUCUGUCUUGUCAAGAUUUUGAAUGCACUUUAUGAAUGAAAAUUGUAGCACUAGAGAAAUUAACAGGUACACUGAAAAUGUGAAAUCCAGCUGUCCUCUGUUAAACCAGUGAAAAGGAAUUAGGUUGUCUGAUGUGCAUUUGCAGGUGCUUAAUUGAUUUAUUUGUGAAUAUCAUUAAGGAACAAAUAAAUUCAGUUAUCCUCUUGCAGCUCAUUUUACUUCUGCUUAAAUCAAAAAUUAAUGCUUCACUUUAACAUAAUCACUUUUGCAGUCCGUUAUCUCUUCAGAAGAUGAAACUGAGGCAUAGCAAAAACAUGUUAAGGACAAAGUGGAAGUAAAAGUCUUGCUGUGCUCUGUCAGUUGAACCUUUAUCCUUUCUUAUUUAAAUGCUUAGAGCUCAUAAAUUGUUGACAGGUUUCAUGCAUUUUUUUAAAAGUACGUUCAUCUCUUCAAGGUUAAAUGGGAAUGAAGGGAAGGUUCUGGAUGUCUGAACGUGGACUGUACAUUCUGCAGAAGUCCAUUUUUGGAUCUGGCUUUUAAGAGAAAGAAGUCUCAGAAUGCAUCUGAGCAAAUAAGGAAGACUGACCAAAACUGUAUGCUGGUCACAUGGCUCUUUGGAGGCAAGAGGAGAAGGGAAUACUAAUUUUCAAAAGUAAUUGCACGUUUAAAUAUUUCAGACUAUUAGCAUCAAAGAACUUACUGUGAAGUAUUGAAAUUUCUAGGCAAUGGCUUGGAGGGUGGGAAAAUUUCCAUGAUGCCAAAGAUUUAUUUGUCUUUAGUAACCUCUCAGCUCCCCACACAAUCUGAUUUUCCUGGAGGUCUUUGCCUUUGCAAAGGUGUGACUGGAUGUAUCAGUAUCUGUGUGAGCCCUGUUCCUCAGUCAUGCCUCUGUGACUCGGACGUCUCCACCUGUGCAGGAGCUCUGCUGUGCCCGGCCAGUCCGUAGGAAGGUGUACCACAGGCUGUGGUUAGGCCACAGAGCAGGAAUUUCCACUCUCAGGAGUUUCAGAGAUGAAAAGUAGAUGAUGGUCUCAACCAUCCUUUGGCAGAUGCCCCAGCACCAGCAGAGUCUGGGUUAAUGCGUUUGCUUUUGAGCCUGUGCUCCUUUUGGUCCUUGUGCUCUUGCUCAUCUAGAUUAGGCCUUCACAUGCAAGCAGAAUGUUAUUGAUGUAUAUUGGUAGAAUGGAUCAAUUGAAGUAUCAUUUGUCAGGGGGUAUUAUAUCAUCUAGUAAUGUAAUUUAAUGUAUUUAUUGUUAAACACUAUAGGUCUUUCAAGCCUUUGUGUUAGGGCUAGUAAGUAAUAAUUACAAGAUGUUUGUCAUGUUUUAGAAAAUAGGGCUAAUCUCAGCUUCCUUUAACACACACCUUUCUGUAGGAUUGAAGGUGGCCAAAGUAAGAAGAAUGGCAUUCUGUGCAGGCUGAUCUGUUGCCCAUAGGUCAUGCCACUGGGAUGCUUGUGCUGUGCUGUGCCCUGGUGUUAGCUGGAAGGAUUAAUGGCUAUUUGUCCAGUCUGCUGAGAUUCAGUUAGGAGGCAGGGGUACGCUUGUGGUGCAUGGAUCAGUGGGCCAGCCAGUAAUUAGUAUACUCCUCAGUGCCUCUCCCAAGUUUGCAAAGAAGGCCAGAAAUAAUGGGUGUCUUGCAGAUACAUGAGUUAAGUCCUGUAUAGUGGUGAAGUGGGAACAAAACCUACCAUGUAAGUAGCUCAAAUCAAAUGCAGAGAAAGAAAAAUCAGGUUACACAGCAGUCCUGUUUUUCUGCGAACUCAGAAUUCAGAUUGCUGUAAUUUCCUUCUUUUCUGUGAGAUACAGAUAUGAUUCACUGAGAUCGGGGUGUUAGACCUUUUGAUACCAGAAGGCUUUGACCUCGUAAGCUCCUCACUCGUUUUAGCAGCUGUGUGUAUGAAUGUCUGUUUAUUUCAAUAACUUAUCUAUGCAUUCUUGCUUUUAAUGAAAACUAAAUUAAACACACUUUUGUGGAAGUCCUUUGA